CUGGUGUCGGGGAGCAGGACCUGAAUGGACUCGUGGGGUCCCCCAGGCACCUGGGGCUGGAGAGCAGGAGUCCUGGCCAGGGGAGUGGAGCAGCAGAUGGGGUCCAGCCUCUGUCCGUGCCCAGUCUGCCCGCAGUCAUGGUCCAGUGUAUCUGGCCGCCAGCCUCAGGAUUUAAUUAAGUUAGUGACGAGCCCAGUGCAUUUCUGGGGAGCCAGGAGCUGUCCCUGCUGUGGAUUAAUUCUUGUUUUUCCUUCUUUUUCCCCCUCUCUCUUCCCCUCCUUCUUUCUUCCCAAGGAAGAGAAAAAAAAAAGCCUUAUUUAUUCUCAUUUCCCCACUGUUGGCAUGGCAACCCAGGCAUACGUUUCGGAGCUACCGGCAGCCCCGCAAGCAUCCCAGCCACCGCAGGCCCCGCCCCAGCCACCACCUCCACCCCCAGCGGCGCCCCAGCCCCCCCAGACACCCACCGCCUCGGCCACCCCCCAGCCCCAGUAUGUCACCGAGCUGCAAAGCCCCCAGCCCCAGGCACAGCCACCAGGCAGCCAGAAGCAGUACGUGACGGAGCUCCCGGCUGCCCCCACGCCCUCGCAGCAAGCUGGCGCGCCCACCCCGGCCCCCGCGUCCCAGCAGUACAUCGUGGUCACCGUCUCUGAGGGUGCCAUGCGAGCCAGUGAGACGGUGUCAGAAGCCAGCCCGGGCUCCACAGCCAGCCAGACCGGCGUCCCCACUCAGGUGGUUCAGCAGGUGCAGGGCACCCAGCAGCGCUUGCUGGUGCAGACCAGUGUGCAGGCCAAGCCGGGCCACGUGUCACCCCUCCAGCUCACCAAUAUCCAGGUGGCCCAGCAGGCUCUCCCCACACAGCGUCUGGUGGUGCAGAGCACAGCGCCAGGCAGCAAGGGUGGCCAGGUGUCCCUGACAGUCCACGGUACCCAGCAGGUGCACUCGCCUCCUGAGCGGUCGCCGGUGCAAGCCAAUAGCUCCGCCAGCAAGACGGCUGGGGCCCCCACGGGCACAGUGCCCCAGCAGCUUCAGGUUCAUGGUGUCCAGCAGAGUGUCUCCGUCACCCAAGAGAGGUCUGUGGUCCAGGCCACCCCGCAGGCACCCAAAGCGGGCCCCGUGCAACAGUUGACCGUGCAGGGACUUCAGCCAGUCCACGUGGCUCAAGAGGUGCAGCAGCUCCAGCAGGUCCCAGUGCCACAUGUGUACUCCAGCCAGGUCCAGUACGUGGAGGGCGGCGACGCCAGCUACGCGGCCAGCGCCAUCCGCUCCAGCACCUACGCCUACCCCGAGGCCCCGCUGUACACACAGCCGGCGGGCACCAGCUACUACGAGGCCGCAGGCACGGCCACCCAGGUCAGCUCACCGGCCACCUCCCAGGCGGUGGCCAGCAGCGGCUCUGUGCCCAUGUACGUGUCCGCCAGCCAGGUGGUGGCCAGCUCCACCAGCAGUGGGGGUGGGGCCAGCAACGGCAGCGGAGGAGGUGGCGGAGGCGGCGGCGGGGGAGGCGGCGGCAGCGGGGCUGGCAGCGGUGGCAGUAGUAGCGGCAGCAGCAGCAGCGGCGCAGGCACCUACGUGAUCCAAGGCGGCUACAUGCUGGGCAGCGCCAGCCAGUCCUACUCCCACACCACCCGUGCCUCGCCAGCAACGGUCCAGUGGCUCCUGGACAACUAUGAGACGGCGGAGGGCGUGAGCCUGCCCCGCAGCACCCUCUACUGCCACUACCUGCUGCACUGCCAGGAGCAGAAGCUGGAGCCCGUCAACGCCGCCUCCUUCGGCAAACUCAUCCGCUCCGUCUUCAUGGGGCUGCGCACGCGUCGGCUCGGUACCAGGGGCAACUCYAAGUACCACUACUACGGCCUGCGCAUCAAGGCCAGCUCGCCCCUGCUGCGGCUGAUGGAGGACCAGCAGCACAUGGCCAUGCGGGGCCAGCCCUUCUCCCAGAAGCAGAGGCUGAAGCCCAUCCAGAAGGUGGAGGGCGUGACCAACGGGGUGGCCGUGGGGCCGCAGCAGGCCGUGGGGCUGUCCGACAUCAGCGCCCAGGUGCAGCAGUACCAGCAGUUCCUGGAUGCCUCUCGGAGUCUCCCCGACUUCACUGAGCUUGACCUCCAGGGCAAAGUCCUGCCCGAGGGCGUCGGGCCGGGGGACAUCAAGGCCUUCCAAGUCCUGUACCGGGAGCACUGUGAGGCCAUCGUGGACGUCAUGGUGAACCUGCAGUUCACGCUGGUGGAGACGCUGUGGAAGACCUUCUGGAGACACAACCUCAGCCAGCCCAGCGAGGCCCCGGCACUGGCCGUGCACGAUGAGGCUGAGAAGCGGCUGCCCAAGGCCAGCCUGGUGCUCCUCUCCAAGUUCGAGCCUGUGCUGCAGUGGACCAAGCGCUGCGACCACGCGCUGUACCAGGGCCUGGUGGAGAUCCUCAUCCCUGACGUGCUGCGGCCCAUCCCCAGUGCCUUGACCCAAGCGAUCCGGAACUUUGCCAAGAGCCUGGAGAGCUGGCUCACCCACGCCAUGGUGAACAUCCCCGAGGAGAUGCUGCGGGUGAAGGUGGCCGCGGCCGGCGCCUUCGCGCAGACGCUGAGGCGCUACACUUCGCUCAACCACCUGGCGCAGGCGGCGCGCGCCGUGCUGCAGAACACGGCGCAGAUCAACCAGAUGCUGAGCGACCUCAACCGCGUGGACUUCGCCAACGUCCAGGAGCAGGCCUCGUGGGUGUGCCGCUGCGAGGACCGMGUGGUGCAGCGUCUGGAGCAGGACUUCAAGGUGACGCUGCAGCAGCAGAACUCGCUGGAGCAAUGGGCGGCCUGGCUGGACGGCGUCGUGAGCCAGGUUCUCAAGCCCUACCAGGGCAGCGCCGGCUUCCCCAAGGCCGCCAAGCUCUUCCUCCUCAAGUGGUCCUUCUACAGCUCCAUGGUGAUCCGGGACCUGACCCUGCGCAGCGCCGCCAGCUUCGGCUCCUUCCACCUCAUCCGGCUGCUCUACGAUGAGUACAUGUACUACCUGAUCGAGCACCGCGUGGCCCAGGCCAAGGGCGAGACCCCGAUCGCGGUCAUGGGCGAGUUCGCCAACCUGGCCACUUCGCUGAACCCCCUGGACCCGGACAAAGACGAAGAGGAGGAAGAGGAGGAGGAGAGCGAGGACGAGCUGCCACAGGACAUCUCGCUGGCGGCUGGCGGCGAGUCGCCUGCGCUGGGCCCCGAGGCCCUGGAGCCGCCGGCCAAGCUGGCGCGGACCGACACGCGCGGCCUCUUCGUGCAGGCGCUGCCCUCCAGCUAAGCCCGCAGCCCCGCCCCGCCCGCCCCUCCGUUCCUCCACGCCAGGGUCCMUCACGGCUUCUGUGGCUUCGCUGUCACCCCUCCAGGCCCCGACCAGGGCAGGAGGGGGCCUUCGAGACAGGGAAGGAGAGAGGGGCCCCGCCCCCCGAUGGGGCCGGCACAAUCACAGGGCUGGGCGGAGCCGCAGCUGCAAACUCUGACACAAAAGACGUGCCUUAAGGAACCCGCCGCGGUGCCCAGGUGCCCCACAGGGCAACCAGCUCGGCCCCUGCCUCCCACCCCGCCAACAAGGUCGCAGCAUCUCCCCCACAGGCCCGCCGCCCAGGGGGCAGGCAGGCAGGCCCCCUCUCCUACGGAACUGUUAACUUAUUCUGCUCGCUGGCUUUGCACAGCCUGUCCUGGGCCCAGCCGAGCCCUGGGCAGGCGCAGGUGGGUGGCACCUGGGGACCCCCACUGUCAGCAGCAGCCCCGGGACAACCCCCCACCCCCAGCAACCCCACUGCUUCCCCCUUCUUGGUAUAAGUGCAAUUAAAGUUGUGGGUGUUGCAUCUUCUCCAGAGCUGGGCCUCCCUCGCCCCGUGGCCCCUAGAGAGAGGGGGCCACUGCGACGGCGGCAGCGGCCGCGGCUCCCAGCUUCCAAAGAAGAGCAGCGGCUGCUGCAGGGCCGGGAAGUGCCCGCGCCCGCCAGGCCAGUGCUGGGUGCUCCACGCAUUGGAGGCCCUGCGCCCUGCGCCCUCUGCGCCGCUGGUUUGUAAUGGAACCUUCUCCUGGAGACUCGCUUCUCCUCCGUGCCGUGGACCCCGCCCCCCAUGACUAUUGUGCGAUUUGUGAGCGCCGCCUGAGCGGAGUUGGUAACUUGUUGGGUUUUUUUCCAACCAUCAUGGCCUUAUCUGUUCCAGUUUUCUCAGUGUUUUCAACCUGUGAGAUAGAUGUUUAUGGCAAAAAAAAAGAAAAAGAAAAAAAAAAGGAAAAUCUGACCUAUUGUAUAAGAAUCACUAUUUUGUGUGCUCCGCGUGCUACAGCUUUUGGGGUGGCCCUGCCACUCCCCCAAUGCCCACGGGGCCUCCCCUCUCCCCGGCGGUGAAAGUGUCCACGCGUGUGGUAGUUUAGUGUGCCGAGCUGUUUUCUACCUUUUUGUAGUCUUUCUUAAAACACAA
Molecule: messenger RNA, 4426 nt
Organism: Urocitellus parryii (Arctic ground squirrel)
Lineage: Eukaryota; Metazoa; Chordata; Mammalia; Rodentia; Sciuridae
Source: RefSeq, a predicted model, not a curated record